Molecule: messenger RNA, 1487 nt
Organism: Neurospora tetrasperma FGSC 2508
Lineage: Eukaryota; Fungi; Ascomycota; Sordariomycetes; Sordariales; Sordariaceae
Exons: 3
Coding region: 303-1301 (332 amino acids)
Cellular component (GO): endoplasmic reticulum membrane; dehydrodolichyl diphosphate synthase complex
Molecular function (GO): ditrans,polycis-polyprenyl diphosphate synthase [(2E,6E)-farnesyl diphosphate specific] activity
Source: RefSeq, a predicted model, not a curated record
AUCUUUUAGAACUUCCAACUGGCCCCAUUCUUUUUCUCGUCAGCCUCUCUUUCUGCUCGCUCGUUUUAUGCGCAACUAGACCCUCAGCGGUGGACUGACUCUGAACUGCAUCUUGCCAUCCUCCUCCUCAACGCUCUCCUUUUCUGUGUCGGCCCGUGUAUCCUGCGGUUAUCCCAAGACCCCCGCCAUCGUCGUCCCAACACUCGUCCUGUCAUAUCGUACAUAGGUAUUGCCACAGUCUUCCGGCCGAGGUGCGACAAGGCCCAUUGCGACGACCGUUGCGCGACAGCCUCCACGUCAACAUGUUCAAACCACGGGAUAUCGAAGCCUACCGGCGCGAUGAGAAACUCGGCCACAAAAUGCUUACGCCCGAAGGGAGGAUAAGGCUGCUCAAGCCCUAUCUGCCUUCGCCCCCUUUGCACCCCUCGGAGCAAGCCAGCAAACGAGCAAUGGAAGAGCAACAGAGGCUAGGAGUACGGCGCUUUUUGAAGACGCACUGGCACCUCCUGGUCUUUACUAUCAUACAUGCUCUGUUCUCGCUCUACAUCCGAAUCCGCCAAGCAUACCACCAAGUCUUCAACAAAGUGUCUUCCAUCUAUCACCACCACCACCGGGCGCCCGAUCUGAUUUACAACGAUGUCAAGGACCUGCGAAGGCUACCAAACCACCUAAGUGUUAUCUUGACCUUGGACGAGGACGCUAGAGGCGGUACCGGCCUGGCCAAGCUGAUUGAGGAAGCUUCGGACAUUGCUGCUUGGUGCGCAAGUGCCCGGAUUCCUCAGCUGUCCAUUUAUGAAAAAACCGGAACAUUGAAGGGUUAUCUUCCUCGCGUUCACAGAUCCAUGACACAAAAGCUUGCCGCAUACUUCGGACCGAACACUCCCGGCAUUGGGAUUAGAGCACCUCACUGCCCUUCGAUGGAGACAGCCCCAACUCUUGCCGCAAGCCGUAGCGAGAACGAUGGCAUCAAGCAUCUCUCUGUCAUGAUUCUAUCAGCGGAGGACGGCCGCGAUUCCAUAGUCGAUCUUACCAAAACCCUCGCUGAUAUGUCUCAGCGGGGCAAGAUCUCGACUUCGGAUAUCACAAUUGAACUAGUCGAUGCGGAGUUGAGCGAGAGUGUCAUGGGCGAACCGGACCUUCUUCUGUUGUUUGGCCCCCGUGUCGAACUGGUUGGCUAUCCCCCAUGGCAAGUUCGCUUGACUGAGAUCUCUCAUGUCCAGGACAAUGAGGGGGUCAAUUAUCAGGUUUUCUAUCGGGGACUUUUGAAGUAUGCCGGCGCACAAAUGCGCUGGGGAAGGUAGAACCGAGCGGUACCAGGUGGUCAGUGGCUGGAACCCGAGUGCAAUCGACUUAAUCGGGUGACGCAGUGGUUGGAUUCAAUUGGCGGUUAACACAUGAGGUUUAUAGAUUUACGACUCUGCAAGCAUGCGAGCGGGGAAUAUUCAUCUGUUUAUCAUUAUUCUAUCUGAUGCAUUAGAAGUUUCCUC